This is a messenger RNA of Xenopus laevis (African clawed frog), 1794 nucleotides long. RefSeq names its product syncytin-1-like. The record is from RefSeq and is a predicted model, not a curated record. The coding region runs from base 1 to 1794 and encodes 597 amino acids. The transcript has a single exon. NCBI's taxonomy places the organism in Eukaryota, Metazoa, Chordata, Amphibia, Anura, Pipidae.
AUGGAGAAUAAGGUGCCAACCUUUUGGUUCAACUCUUCUAAUACUAAUGUGGCAACAUUCAUUUUUUCUGCCUGUGACCUUUACCCUGAUCGGUGUACGAGACAUUUACACCGUCUAGGUGUGACUGGAUAUAUUUGUGUGACCGAUGAAUACUUGGGUUACAGUUGCGAUCAUUGGGGUUCUGUCGGGUGGAACACUGGGACUCCAUGGGGUUACCAACCACAAUCAGCCAUCUCUAAGGUAGAUGACACAGGUAGAUCCUUGCUGGAGCGUAUGACCCUUAAAACAGGCCCGACUACUUCCAAAUUCACUCUAUCUAUACAGCACCCCAGCUCUGGUGAUGCUGACCAUUACGUUUUUGGCCUGUAUAACGCCGGUAAUCAACCGCUACUAUGGUUUGACUUAAAAGAUAUGUACCAGAAUAAUUAUACUGAUACACAGACGAAUCCAAUCAAACCCAACAUAGCCACCCUGAAUGAUAUGGUGGCAAUUUCAAACCCUACUUUUGCAGACACUAUGGCAGUCGAGACAGGAUUUAGUGACGUCAAUGUUUGGCUAGAAUGGAUACAUUACACUGCUAACAAACAUAACAGAAGAAAUUGUUUUGUCUGCGGGGGGGCGCGCUCUCAUCUUGGUACUGUACCCCUUGACCUCCUCAGCGAAGUGAAGGACUGUUUCCUUAGUUUAUUCACUAAUUCCACAACUAACCACUCCCUAUGUGAGGUUUGGAAAUCAGAUUACCCAAUUAUCCCAAAUCCACCAAGACAAUGUUUAGGUAUAACCAUUUACCCCGGAAAUUACACCUGUUAUUAUAACUACAAUGCCACAGAUGCUAGACCUGUCGGUAAUUUCUCUGAUGGCUACUGUUCUAACUAUUCAGACGGUUCUGCUCCCCCUCUCCAGCGCCAGACUCAAUCACUCAGUGAUGUUUUUUGGAUAUGUGGUGAUAUGAGAAUCAGGUCCCACCUACGUGGCAACUGGUAUGGUGAGUGUGCCUUAUGCAAAGCCAUUAUGCCUCUUCAUAUAAUUCCCUGGGGUGAACCCACCGUUUCCAACCGAUCCACUCAUACCCGUCAAAAACGUAACGUUCUCCCUGGGGGUAGCCUUGAUCCUCAUGUCUAUAUUGAUGCCAUAGGUGUCCCUAGGGGGGUUCCCAACGAAUUUAAAGCUUGUGAUCAGGUUAAGGCUGGUUUUGAAUCUCUAAUUCCUCUGAUAACUAUCAACAAGAACGUUGACUGGAUUAAUUAUAUAUAUUAUAAUCAACAACGUUUUGUUAAUUAUACUAGAGAUGCCCUCCAAGGCCUAGCAGAACAGUUAGAAUCUACUUCUCAAAUGACUGUCCAGAACAGGAUUGCAUUAGAUAUGUUACUUGCUGAAAGAGGUGGUGUUUGUAAGUUUUUAGAUAAAUCGACCACCUGCUGCACUUACAUCCCUGACAAUACUGGUCCUAACGGCAAGGUCACUCUUGCUAUUAAGAAAUUAGAUGACCUAUCAAUUGAGUUGAAGAAAAAUUCAGGCAUCACUGAUCCCUGGGACCAGUUUUUCGGUUGGCUGACUGGUUGGAAGAAGACACUGGCUCAAAUUGGUGUUGUCCUUCUUAUUGUUUUGCUUGUCACUUCAUUUUUUGUUUGUUGCCUCCUUCCCUAUAUUAGAAAGCUAACUACUAAAGCUAUUGAUGCAUCCACCCCUACCUUUCUGUGUCACCCAGGUGCCCCUUCUACUGAUACUCCUUUGCCCCCAUUACCCCCUACUACCCUCUCCUCUUACAUUCCCCUCUUCUCCACUCAAGGCUAA